AUGAAGCAAAAGAUGGUGAUCAGGGUGCACAUGACCUGCGACAAAUGCCGGUCCAAGGCAAUGGGCUUGGUUGCCUCCAUUUACGGAGUGGAGCGUGUGGAGAUACAGGGCGACGACAGGGACCGGCUGGCGGUGGUCGGAGAUGGGGUGGACGCCGCCAACCUCACGGCCUGCCUGCGGAAGAAGGUGGGGAACGCGGACCUCCUCACGGUGGAGGCGGUCGUUCCUGAGAAGAAGCCGGCGCCGGCACCGGAGACCACCGAGGCUCCGUGGUGUCCCGGCUAUUACUCCUGGCCGGCAGGGGCCUACUCCCACUGCUAUCCGUACACGUACAGCAUGUAA
This is a messenger RNA of Triticum turgidum subsp. durum (durum wheat), 342 nucleotides long. The record is from the annotation of a GenBank genome assembly. Lineage: Eukaryota; Viridiplantae; Streptophyta; Magnoliopsida; Poales; Poaceae.